This is a messenger RNA of Saccoglossus kowalevskii, 820 nucleotides long. RefSeq names its product beta-lactamase domain-containing protein 2-like. The record is from RefSeq and is a predicted model, not a curated record. NCBI's taxonomy places the organism in Eukaryota, Metazoa, Hemichordata, Enteropneusta, Harrimaniidae.
CGCAGGUUACAGGUCAGGUUACAGGUUGUCGAUCAAUACAAUUUUUCUCAAUAUUUAAUCUUCUUCACGAUUUUGUUUAAUAACAACAACCCGUGUUUAAUAUUUUAGACGAGACGUUCGUCCCCGCGUUCGUCUACGACAGCAGUGUAAGAUGGCGGUCUCAGAAGAUUUUCCUGUGACGUCGAGCGAGGCUGUCUGAGUUCGGCUUAAACGACCAUCGCUUUCGACGACGAGGACGACCCGGGAUCGUGACCGCUGUUAUUAAAAAAAUCGUGAAAAAGAUUAAAUAUUGAGAAAAAUGUUAUUGAUCGACAACCUGUAACCUGACCUGCAACCUUGUUCUGUUGCUGCCGCCUCUAACACAUUCUAAAAUGGGGUUUCUACAGACGGCGUUAAUAGUUGCAUGUACUGCGAUUGCCGUUCAGCUUAUCGGAAUAAGCUGUACCCGUAUUUAUUGGUAAAACGUUUACCAGUACUUACUAGCGGAAGUGUAGAACCAGGAUUUGAAGAAAUUGAACAAGCGUUCAGAAGUCUUCAUGAACAAGGCUUGGAAGCAGGAUCAGCAUUUGCGGUGUACUACAAAGGUCAGAAAAUUGUUGACCUAUGGGGUGGAUAUGCAAAUUAUGACGAAGAAGACCCAUGGCUCGAGGAGACUAUGUCAAUGGUGUACUCCUCCACAAAAGGCGUUUCAGCAAUCUGUAUUGCUGUUGCAGUGGAGCAUGGAUACUUAGAUUAUGAUCAGAAAAUCUCUCACUAUUGGCCGGAAUUUGCACAGAAUGGGAAAGAGAACAUAACUAUAAAGCAACUAGUUAAUCAUGAG